CACCCGGCGUGGCCCCUUCCACACCCAGCUGGGGCAAGCCUGAUCCGGCCACAGGCAUGAGGGGCCCCGGGCCGAAAUGAUAGUGCUGGCGCCAGCCUGGAGCCCAACUACCUCGCUGCUGCUGCUGCUGCUGCUGCUGCUUCUCAGCCCCCGCCUCCGCGGGGCCCCGGACUGCUCCUUUCCCCACAGCCCCAUCUCCUCCACCUUCACCAGCACCAUCGGCAAGCUGUCUGACUACCUGCUUCAAGAUUACCCGGUCACUGUUGCCUCCAACCUGCAGGACGACGAGCUCUGUGGGGCUUUCUGGCGUCUGGUCCUGGCCCAGCGCUGGAUGGGACGGCUCAAGACUGUGGCUGGGUCCCAGAUGGGGAAACUGCUGGAGGCUGUCAACACCGAGAUACACUUCGUCACCUCAUGUGCCUUCCAGGACACUUCCCAGCAGCUGGUGGCCUUGAAGCCCUGGAUCACCCGGCGGAAUUUCUCCAGGUGCCUGGAGCUGCAGUGUCAGCCGGACUCCUCCACCCUGCUGCCCCCAAGGAGUCCCGGGGCCUUGGGGGCCACAUCCCUGCCGGCCCCGCAGGCCCCUCUUCUGCUUCUCUUGCUGCUGCUGCUGCUGCCCGUGGCCCUCCUGCUGCUGGCCACUGCCUGGUGCCUGCACUGGAGGAGGAAGAGACAGAGGAUGCCUUACCCUGGGGAGCGGAGGAGGACACUGAGGCCCAGAGAGAGGAGUCACCUGCCCGAGGACACAGAGUCGGAACUUGGAGGAAGUCAGCUAGAAACUGGUCCUUUCCUUGGCCACAUUGCUCCUGUCACUGUCUCCCCAGGAUGGAGGCAACGCCAGCACCCAGCGGCGGCCCCGGCCUCCCCCUCCCCCCUCUGUACAAAGCCCUUGUCCCCAGGAAAUUGUAUAUAAAUCAUCCUUUUCUACCA
Messenger RNA from Lipotes vexillifer (Yangtze River dolphin), 930 nucleotides. It is a transcript of the gene FLT3LG, whose product is annotated as fms related receptor tyrosine kinase 3 ligand. NCBI's taxonomy places the organism in Eukaryota, Metazoa, Chordata, Mammalia, Artiodactyla, Lipotidae. Gene Ontology annotation, molecular function: cytokine activity; receptor tyrosine kinase binding. Gene Ontology annotation, cellular component: membrane; cell surface. The record is from RefSeq and is a predicted model, not a curated record. The transcript has 8 exons. Gene Ontology annotation, biological process: positive regulation of cell population proliferation. Bases 77 to 913 code for a protein of 278 amino acids.